Cavenderia fasciculata is the source of this 1593-nucleotide messenger RNA. RefSeq lists its product as uncharacterized. The record is from RefSeq and is a predicted model, not a curated record. Gene Ontology annotation, molecular function: protein binding. The coding region runs from base 1 to 1593 and encodes 530 amino acids. The transcript has 2 exons. Lineage: Eukaryota; Evosea; Eumycetozoa; Acytosteliales; Cavenderiaceae.
AUGUUAUUCAAAUCACAAUUUGGAGAAGAUAAAAGAAGAUUUAGGAUAAAGGAACCUAGCUUUCCUUGUCUUUGCUAUACCAUUUCAUCAUUGUAUUGCUUUGACAACAAUGAUUUCAUAUAUACCAUUUUCUAUUUGGACGAUGAAAAUGAAUGGAUCACUCUAUCUUCAACAGAAGAUUUAAAAGAAGCUUUCACAAUUUCUCCAAAAAUAGUUAGAUUACUUGUAAAUAAAUUAGAUUCACCAAAUAAAUUAAAAUAUAAUAAUAAUAAUAACCAAAAUCAAAAUACUAAUCAACAAUCACAACAACAACAACAAAAUAAUGGAUCAACAUCAUCAUUUACAAUUGAAAAUAUUGCAAUGAAUAUAUUAUCAAAUCAAAAAUUAAUGUUUGGAAUCAAUUCUUUGAUUAGUCAAUCAUUGACUGACAAUCUACCACAAAUAAUCAAUUCAACCGUUCCAUAUGCCAUUCCAUUAUUGGUAUCCUCAAUAUCUACUUUGAAAAAUGAACAACAAAAUGAAAAUGAUGAUAAUAUCGACAACAAAUCUUUGGAUACUAAACAAGUUUUGGAAAAUAAUAAUAAUAAUAAUGAUAAUAAUAUCAACAAAACAACAACACUUGCAAGUAAUGUUUCUUUUGUACCAUUUACUUGUACAGAGGAGAAAUGGUUGAAUAUCGAUUUACCAACUUCUUCCAUUGUCACAUCGGCAUCAUCCACCUCGAUAUCAUCAGCGUGUUCUUCAGCGUGUUCGUCUGCUUCCAAUAGCGCUAUUCUACCACCACUCACAAGCAAUAGUACUAUGGUCAAACCAAUCGCUACACCAUCCACCACUACCACCACCAUACCUGGUAAUAAUAUGGGAAUGUCACUCCACAUGACCAUGCCAUCCAAUUUAUCGGCAUUAUCACAAUCAUUGCCAUCGUUUGCCUACUCACUUCCACCACCUCCGUCUGCUACACCAGACAUUUUCUAUGUUCCCAAUUCACCAACUUUGAAGGACUCUAAAGAUGAUAUUCCUCAACAACCUCAACCUCAACCUCAGCAACCACAACCUCAACAAUCUGCCGCUGCAAGAAAAACAUCUUCACCUUUACCAUUUUUAUUUGGAAGUGGCAGCAGCAGUAAUAGUAGUAAUAGUGGAAACAAUAGUAACAACAACACACCAACCAAAGCAACUGCAGUGAGUGAAUUGUCAGAGUCAAAUGGGUUCCGACCAAUCUCACCAGUUACAACUGAAUUGAGUGAAUCUGGUGCAAUUAAAAAGAGAACCUUAAAAGGUUUCUUUUCAUCCAUUUUAAAUAGUAAUAAUAAUAAUAACAAUAAUAAUAAUAAUAAUAAUAAUAAUAGUAAUGAAUUAACAUCAUCAAAGAUGAUUUUCCCGCCAUCAUCUUCACCAAUUACAAUUAAUCCAUUAUCAUCUUCAACUAGUUUAAAUAAUAAUAGUAGUAGUAGUAAUAGUUCCACUUCACCAACCAAACAACAAGGAUCAUCUGAUAGUAGUAGUGGUAUAUCACCAACUCAAAUGACCAAUAUUACUACUACCAAUCCAUAUAUCACUGCCACAGCCGACACUAUCGAACAAUUAUCGUAG